GCUCCCUUUUCUUCUUCCAAACUCUUCUUCACCCUUUUCGUAAUUCUUCUUCAAGCUUUAUUCAUUUCUCACACACUUUUCUGUAUUGAAAACUCUAAUGGCGGAGGAUUUUUCCAGAGCCGUUGAUGAUGGGAUCAAGCUCUCCAAGCGAAUAUACUUCGGCAAGGACAGGGCCGUGGCACCGCCCAAUCCGGUGGUGCCGAUGGCCAAGUCAGCCAGGGCGCUCCUUCCUUCGGGGCCCAUGGUUUACGCCGUCAUUCAAGACCCGGGGAUCGUUGACAACCCGGACAUUCCGAGCUACCAGCCGCACGUUCACGGACGCUGCGACCCGCCGGCGCUCAUUCCGCUUCAGAUGAACGCCAUCGCCGCGGAGGUCGAUUGCCACCUCGACACCGCGUUCAUCACGGUGACCGGCGUAUGGCGUGUCCAUUGCAUCAUGGGAAGCCGAAGCUGUGAUUGCCGUCUCGCUGUUCCCAUGGGUUCCCGGGGUUCAAUUCUAGGUGUUGAGAUUGAGGUUCCAAGGAAAUCAUAUUCAACUCAGCUGGUUGUGAUGGAUGAUGACACCAAGAAAAAUGAGAGUGGCACUUCCCUUCAAAAUGGAGGCUUUGUCAACUCUAAUAUAUUUACUUUGACUAUACCAAAGAUUGAUGGGGGUACCAAUUUAUCUAUUAAAAUUAGUUGGUCUCAGAAAUUGGUCUACACCGAGGGUGAGUACUGUUUGGAUUUGCCGUAUACCUUUCCUGAUUUUGUCAACCCUGCUGGGAAGAGAUUAUCCAAGAAAGAGAAGAUACAAGUCAAUGUAAAUGCUCUUCCAGGAAGUGAGAUUCUUUGCAGGACAAUGAGCCAUCAACUAAAGGCAAUGAAGCGGCAUGCUGGGAGUAUGGGUUUCUUAUAUGAUGCCGAAGUUCUCUCGUGGUCGAAAACUGAUUUUAGAUUUUCAUAUGCUGUUCCGACGAAUUAUAUAAAUGGAGCCAUCCUUUUGGAAGGUGCAUCUAUGCAUGAUUUUGAUCAGAGACAGAUGUUCUACAUAUACCUUUCUCCAGGAGAUAUAAAGCGUGACAAGGUAUUCAGAAAGGAUAUAAUAUUUGUUAUCGACAUCAGCGGAAGCAUGCAGGGAAAACUAAUUGAAGACACAAAGAGUGCCUUAUCUGCAGCACUCUCUAAGCUUAAUCCCGAUGAUUCAUUUAAUAUUAUCGCCUUCAAUGCAGAGAGUCGUCUAUUUUCGAAAACAAUGGAAUUGGCUUCCAAGGAUACUGUUGAAAGGGCCAUUGAGUGGAUUAAUGUGAAUUUUGUGGCUGGGGGUGGUACAAAUAUUUCACAUCCCUUAAACACGGCAAUAGAGAUGCUAUCCAGUGCUCAAAGUUCAGUUCCAAUAGUUUUCCUAGUUACAGAUGGAACUGCUGAAGAUGAGAGACAAAUUUGUUCUAUGGUAAAAAAUCAUAUGGCAGAUGGAGAGUCAAUAUGCCCCCGAAUUUACACUUUUGGAAUAGGUUCAUUUUGCAACCAUUAUUUCUUGAGGAUGCUAGCUGUGAUUAGUAGGGGACACUAUGAUGCAGCUUUUGAUGUAGAUUUGGUUGAGCCUCAAAUGCUGGCAUUGUUUGACAAAGCUUCAUCCCUUGUUCUAGCAAAUAUAACAAUAGACAUAUUUGAUGAUCUUGAUGAGUUUGAGGUACACCCCUCUCAUAUUCCAGAUCUUUCAUCAGGGGGUCCAUUGACUAUAUCUGGAAGGUACAAGGGAAGUUUCCCCGAAACUGUUAAAGUCAAAGGUAUCUUGGCUGAUCUCAGUAAUUUUGCUGUAGAUAUGAAGAUAGAAACAGCUAAGGACAUGCCUUUACAGAGGGUUUCUGCAAGAGAUCAGAUAGAGAUUCUAACUGCUCAAGCAUGGCUUUCAGAAAAUAAACAAAUAGAACAGAAGGUCGCAAAACUGAGCCUGCAGGCUGGAUUUAUGUCCGAGUACACACGUAUGGUAAUACUUGAGAAUGAUCAUCUAAAGAAAGUCAAGGAAUCUGGGAAGAAAGAAGCAUCGAAAAAGAGCCAGCCCCAGUAUGAGGAAAACGUCCAAGGGCAGAGGAUGAUUUUACUCCCACAUUUAGGUGUUGGCUUUGGCAACUUGAAAGCAACUGCUGAAAAUACUCCUCCAGGAGAUGUAUCCAAGGUACCUGAAGUGGCUGAAAUAUUUAAGGCGGCCUCAAAUUGCUGUAGCAGGAUGUGCAGUUACUGCUGUUGCAUGUGCUGCAUCGAUUGCUGUUCGCGGAUGAACAACCAGUUUGCAACUGCAUUGACUCAGCUUUGCAUUGGUCUAGGAUGCUUCGGCUGCCUCACAUGUUGUUCAGAGAUAUGCUGUUCCGGAAACGAUGGCUGAUGAAAUCCCAAUUUUGUUGUAUGAUGGUUCUUGUAUUUUAUUGCACAGAAAAUUUCUCUUUGUAUAGUAUAGUUUUAGUUGUUCUGGCAAUGUAUAUCCGUAUAUUACACAUGCAAUAGAAAGUUAAUUGUACACUCGUAGCAAAAAUAGAAUAUGAAUAUACAAGAGAGUCAUUUUCCAGUCAAA
Messenger RNA from Arachis ipaensis, 2548 nucleotides. RefSeq lists its product as uncharacterized. The record is from RefSeq and is a predicted model, not a curated record. Lineage: Eukaryota; Viridiplantae; Streptophyta; Magnoliopsida; Fabales; Fabaceae.